AUGGCUGAAAGCCAGGAUGUUCAAAAGGAACAAGCAGAUGCCAAUGGCAGAAAGAACGAACACGAGCUCAAAAUGGGUGAUUUAGUUUUAUUCAUUGCUAGUAAUUUACCUACUCGUGCCGUUUCUGCGGUAUACAAAACCAAAUUACGUCCACGCUUUAUCGGACCUUUUAAGGCUGUAAGCAAGAACGAAGGGGUUGUCCCUGCCCGAAGGAGAGGGGAGGGUAGUACGGCACCGGAGUUGCAUAUAGGCUCUGAAGGCAUACAAAAAGAUCAUGGAUUGAUGGGUCAUCGACCCCCGCCAACGCUGACUGAUGAGCGGGGUCAUCAACACUUUCACUUUGAGCGUCUAUUGGCGCGACGUCUUCACCAGGAUCACACCCAGUAUCUGGUAAAGUGGAGGGGGUACUCUCAGUCGUAUGACUCAUGGAAGUACAAAGUGCCCCUACGGCAAGACUGUCUGGAAGUCUUUAAAGCUUUUGAUCGGGAAGAUCAGAAGCUGCGACAGCCGUCGCCAGAUGCUUCCUAG
Peronospora belbahrii is the source of this 528-nucleotide messenger RNA. The record is from the annotation of a GenBank genome assembly. Lineage: Eukaryota; Oomycota; Peronosporomycetes; Peronosporales; Peronosporaceae.